Messenger RNA from Kluyveromyces marxianus DMKU3-1042, 1635 nucleotides. RefSeq names its product chaperonin-containing T-complex subunit CCT6 (gene CCT6). The transcript has a single exon. NCBI's taxonomy places the organism in Eukaryota, Fungi, Ascomycota, Saccharomycetes, Saccharomycetales, Saccharomycetaceae. Gene Ontology annotation, cellular component: chaperonin-containing T-complex. The coding region runs from base 1 to 1635 and encodes 544 amino acids. Gene Ontology annotation, molecular function: ATP binding; ATP hydrolysis activity; ATP-dependent protein folding chaperone. The record is from RefSeq and is a predicted model, not a curated record. Gene Ontology annotation, biological process: protein folding.
AUGUCUGUGCAAUUGUUGAACCCAAAGGCUGAAUCUUUAAGAAGAGAUGCCGCUUUGAAGGUAAAUGUUACUUCUGCAGAAGGUCUUCAAUCCGUCCUUGAGACUAAUUUAGGCCCUAAGGGUACUUUAAAGAUGUUAGUAGAUGGUGCUGGAAACAUUAAGUUGACCAAGGAUGGUAAAGUUCUAUUAACUGAAAUGCAAAUCCAAUCGCCAACUGCUGUUAUGAUUGCUCGUGCUGCAACAGCACAGGAUGAAAUCACUGGUGAUGGUACUACCACCGUUGUGUGUCUAGUUGGUGAAUUAAUGAAGCAGGCAUAUAGAUUCAUUCAAGAAGGUGUUCACCCAAGAACAAUUACUGAUGGUUUUGAAAUUGCAAGAAAGGAAACAUUGAGCUUUUUGGAUAGUUUUAAGAUUGACACUGAUGACAAAACAGAACUUGACAGAGAAUUCCUACUACAAGUAGCAAGAAGCUCUCUAUGCACUAAAGUGAAUGCAGAAUUAACAGAAGUGCUUUCGCCAAUUGUUACUGAUGCCGUCUUAGCAGUUCAAGACCCAAACAAUAAAAACUUGGACCUACAUAUGAUUGAAAUAAUGCAGAUGCAACACCUUUCACCAAAGGAUACCACGUUUGUAAAAGGUCUAAUCUUAGACCAUGGUGGAAGACACCCUGAUAUGCCAACCAGAGUUCCAAAUGCUUAUGUGUUAAUCUUGAAUGUUUCUUUAGAAUACGAAAAGACCGAGGUAAACUCAGGCUUCUUUUAUAGCUCUGCUGAACAAAGAGAUAAAUUGGCUGCAAGUGAAAGAAAAUUUGUUGACGAAAAGCUAAAGAAGAUCGUUGACUUGAAAAACGAAGUUUGUGGUCUUGAUUCAGAUAAAGGUUUUGUUAUUAUUAAUCAAAAAGGUAUCGACCCAAUGUCUUUGGAUGUUCUUGCAAAGCACAACAUCUUGGCUCUCAGAAGAGCAAAGAGACGUAAUAUGGAAAGACUACAAUUGGUUACUGGUGGUGAAGCACAAAACUCUGUGGACGAUUUGUCCCCUAAGAUUUUGGGUUACUCUGGUUUAGUUUAUCAAGAAACUAUCGGAGAAGAAAAGUUUACAUACGUUACUGAAAACAGAGAUCCAAAGUCUUGCACUAUUUUGAUCAAAGGAUCUACACACCAUGCAUUAAUGCAAACUAAAGAUGCUGUUAGAGAUGGUCUUAGAGCUGUUGCAAACGUUAUCAAGGAUAAUGCAGUUGUUCCUGGUGCUGGUGCAUUCUUCAUUUCAGCUUCUCAACAUUUAAAAAAGGCUAAUUUGAACAAAUUAGGUGCUAAAGGAAAAACUAAGACUGGUGUCCAAGCAUUUUCUGAAGCAUUACUAUCAAUUCCGAAGACUUUAAUCAAGAACUCGGGUUAUGAUGCUCUUGAUGUUCUUGCUCUAUGUCAAGAUGAACUAGAGGAAGAUCCAUCUAGGGUAGUCGGUGUUGACCUAAAUAUCGGUGAUUCUUGUGAUCCAACUAUAGAAGGUAUUUGGGACUCUUACCGUGUUAUCAGAAAUGCUGUGACUGGUGCUACUGGUAUUGCUUCCAAUUUGCUGCUAUGUGACGAAUUACUAAGAGCAGGAAGAUCUACUUUGAAGGAAGGGCCUCCACAAUAA